ACCACCCAAAAGCCAAGCCAAGCCAAGAAAACGAACUAAACAAACCGCAAACAGCCGCUGCUACACACACUGCACUCUCUCCCCAGUCCCCACAGGCUAACGAGAUCGCAGCUCCCCACCCACGGGCCCUCCCGAGAUCUUCUUCCAACCGCCGCCUGCCGCCGCGUCCUCCAAAUGCCGGCGGCGAUCGUCGGGAGGCGGCGCCGGCUGUAGCCUGUGGGCUUGCCGCGAUGGCGCGGUCCAGGCCUAGGGUUUGGCUCGUGGCGGGCUGCGCGGCCGUGCUGGUUUGGGCCUCCGUCGCGCAGCUCCUCGCCGUCGGCCGCCUCCUCGCCAUCUUCGGCCUCGCAGGUGGCGCGCCCGGGCCCUCGCAGCCGCCUUCCCCGCUUCCACCCCCAAGAAUCUACAAAAGCAAUGGUUAUCUGAAGAUAUCUUGCAAUGGCGGGCUUAAUCAGAUGCGUUCAGAGAUCUGUGACAUGGUGGCAGUCGCACGUUUGCUCAACCUCACGAUGCUUGUACCGGAACUUGACAAGAGAUCAUUCUGGGCUGAUCAAAGCAAUUUUGGAGACAUAUUUGAUGUGAGGCAUUUCAUCGACUCAUUAAGAGAUGAAGUGCACAUUGUUAAACGGUUGCCAAAGAGGUUUGGUCCAACAGAUUCAAGCACUAUACUUGAAAUGCAACCUGUCAGCUGGUCAGAUGAAAAAUAUUACUUGCAUCAGAUCUUACCACUAUUCAGCAAAUAUAGAGUCAUCCAUUUUAACAAGACAGAUGCUCGGUUAGCAAAUAAUGGCAUCAGUACAGAGCUUCAGCUGGUUAGGUGCCGUGUUAAUUUUCACGCACUGAAGUUCACCCCUCAGAUUGAGGCAUUGGGAAAUAAACUAGUACAGAAACUUCGAGACAAAGGAGCAUUUGUGGCUUUGCAUUUGCGAUAUGAGAUGGACAUGCUGGCCUUUUCUGGUUGCAAUCAUGGUCUUAAUCCUGAAGAAGCCGAGGAGCUCAAAAGAAUGAGAUAUGCAUAUCCAUGGUGGAGAGAAAAAGAAAUCGAUUCCAGAGGCAAGAGAUCAGAAGGACUAUGCCCACUUACACCUGAGGAGACAUCACUUGUUUUGAAAGCCUUGGGCUUUGAAAAGGAUACUCUCAUAUACAUUGCUGCUGGUGAAAUUUACGGGGGAGAAAAGAGAUUGGAACCAUUACAUGCUGCAUUUCCAAAACUUGUAAGAAAAGAUAUGCUGCUAGACUCAGAAGCUCUGCGUCAAUUUCAAAACCAUUCUUCUCAAAUGGCUGCACUUGAUUUCAUUGUAUCCACCGCUAGUGAUGUUUUCCUUCCGACUUAUGAUGGUAACAUGGCAAAACUUGUUGAAGGCCACAGAAGGUUCCUAGGUUUCCGGAGAAGUGUGUUGCCAGACCGACGGAAAUUAGUUGAACUUAUAGACCUGUACAAUAGUAAUACAAUUUCUUGGGACAAUUUUACAUCUUCUGUCCAGGAAGUUCAUAGAGAUCGUGUUGCCCAACAAUCCUGUCGGCAAAAGCUUGAAAACAAGCCGAAAGAGGAGGAUUACUUCUACGCUAACCCCCACGAAUGCCUGGCCAAUUCAAGCCUGUGCAGUGGAACCAAGGACGCAGUUACUGCAAGGUGAGCACAUUUGCUGCCUCGCCUGGCCAAGUUACUGUUUCUAAUGAUCGGUGGACUGAAGCCAACAAGCAGGCAGAGUCCAUUACGAUCAUUUAACCACUGUCCACUGUUACCAUUGUCUGUUGUAUAGGUCGGGGGUUUUUUUUUUCAGUCCUGCUGUCGAUUCAUUUAUUUCCGGCUUGCCAAAAUCGGGAAGCUUUGUGUAAAUUUUGGUUUGUUAUAUCUGCUGAAUUCACGAUGAUAGCCAAAGAGAUGAAGCCUUCUUUAGCCAUCAAAA
Molecule: messenger RNA, 1907 nt
Organism: Brachypodium distachyon (stiff brome)
Lineage: Eukaryota; Viridiplantae; Streptophyta; Magnoliopsida; Poales; Poaceae
Product: O-fucosyltransferase 3
Exons: 8
Coding region: 231-1634 (467 amino acids)
Cellular component (GO): chloroplast; cytoplasm
Source: RefSeq, a predicted model, not a curated record